CUAGCUGGUGGCAAAACGUGCCUGAACAAUCAGUUGCUGUGUGUGUGUGUGUGUGUGUGUGUCGAGGGCCCUUUCAGAAAGGGGGCAAGUGGAGGAGGAGGAGCAGCAGCAGCGACCCGAGGGCUGAUUGUGUCCCCAAAGGGCAGUAGCUCAUUAUCUGUGGGGAACGUGCAUCACCAUGGAUCUCCUGGGAGAAGCAGCCCUUAUGCUGGCAACAUUCCUCUUUUUCUGGAUGGUCCUCUCAAGGUGGCAGCAAAUGCGCCAGAAAAAGAUGCCACCUGGCCCAAUGCCACUCCCCUUUAUUGGGAAUUUGCUGCAACUCAGCCCAGAGAAUAUAUAUCGUUCACUCAUGAAGCUCAGUGAGAAGUAUGGACCCGUCUUCACCAUUUACCUGGGAUCCCGGCCGAUUGUGGUGCUGCGGGGAUACGAGGCAGUGAAAGAAGCCCUGGUGGACCAGGCUGAAGCUUUCAGUGGCCGUGGGAAGCUGGCCAUGUUUGACUGGCUUUUCCAAGGCUAUGGACUUCCUUUUUGUACUGGACCACGUGCCAGAGAGCUGCGGCGAUUCUCCAUCAUGACCUUGCGGAAUUUUGGGAUGGGGAAGAGAUCCAUGGAAGAGCGGAUUCUGGAGGAAAUUAACUUCCUUCUGGAUACAUUCCGGAGCAUUCAAAGUGCUCCCAUCGAGCCCACCUACUUUCUGUACCGCUCGGUGUCCAACGUCAUCAGCUCCAUCACCUUCGGCCACCGCUUUGACUACAAAGAUCCGGAGUUCACGUCCUUGCAGAACAUGAUGUUGGAGAGCAUCCGUUUCACUGCCACCCGUUGGGGGCAGAUCUAUGACAUGUUCUCAGGCGUCGUGCAUCACCUGCCGGGCCCCCACCACAAAGCGCUCCAGAAGCUCUCGGAGAUGGAGGAUUUUUUCAUGAAGAAGGCCAAAGCCAACCAGGAGACCCUGGACCCCAACGCCCCUCGGGAUUUCAUGGACUGCUUCAUAGUGAAAAUGCAGAAAGAAAGUGAGGAACCAAACUCGCAUUUCUUCCUGAAGUCUCUUGUCAUAAACACAAUUGGCAUCUUCUUUGCUGGCACAGAAACCAUCUCCAGCACUUUGCGUUACGGCUUCCUGAUUCUGCUGAAAUACCCAGAGGUUGCAGGAAAGAUGCAGAAGGAAAUUGACCUUGUGAUUGGGAGAAAUCGCUCCCCAACUAUGAAGGAUUGCAGCCAGAUGCCCUACACCGAAGCUGUGAUCUGCGAGAUCCUGAGAUACACUUCCCAGCUCCCCAUCGGCGUAUCUCGCCAUGUGAUGUGGGAUACCCAGUUCCGGGGUUACACAAUCCCCAAGGGGACUGAGGUCUUUCCUCUGCUGGGAUCUGUGCUGAAAGACCCCAAUCAUUUUGAGAGACCGGAAGCAUUUGACCCCCAACACUUUCUGGAUGAAAACGGUAAACUGAAGAUGAAUGAUGCUUUCAUGCCGUUUUCCGUAGGGAAACGAGCAUGUUUGGGGCAGGAGCUGGCCCGCAUGGAGGUCUUCCUCUUCUUCACCAGCAUCCUUCAGAACUUCUGCUGCGAAUCUGUUGUCCCACGCGAAGAAAUUGACAUCACCCCCAAACUGAUUGGUUUUGUCUCCGUCGCACAUUCGUACGAAAUCCGCUUCAUCCCACGCUGAAAGGCCAUUGUCCGAAAAGAUGUCCUCCAUCGCCAACCAAAGAACAGAAAGGCUCUCAUGGUGUUUUUUUAAGGAAUAGGCAGCAGGCGGGCCGUCUUUUCCCCACAAUGCUAAAUGCCUCCCCCCUCCCACACAAUUUCUUGGGGGGAACAAUACAGUAUAUUUCCAUUUUAGAUGCCAUUGGACGGGACCCCAUAGAAGAAUGGUUUCCGUGUCAGACAUCUGUUCAUUUGAUCUUGUGUUUCAGGCCAGAUCCUUAGACAGGAAUCUGAGCAACCUUCUCAUGGAUCUUGGAUUAAAGAAAAAAAUCGAGUUGGAUUCUUUUCACUUCUAACUAGAGACCUGUAGCCAAAGUUUGUUUUAUUGAAAUGUACGUGUAAAAAUUAACUGAAACUCUUUGUCAAACUCUUUGGCCUUGUUGCCUCUGGGCUCCGUGGCCCAUGUUCCACCACAAAACCAGAAUGCGCAAGCCCUCCUCUCUUUAGACCCGCUGUGAAGUCCCCGCCCCACCCCGUAGCACCCUUUGCUCCUUAACACCUUCUUGGCUUGACUCCUCGCACCCUCUAGGAGCGUUUCCAAAUGGUUAUGAUGAACUGUAGGCACAGGUUCGGGAUUUCGGGGAGUGACAUAUAUGCCGAUUUGGUGCUUUCUGGGGACUUGUUAUGCUUUGAAAUGCUAUGAACGGUUUGCCUCACCAGGCAAUGCACAGCUCCAGCUAGUGAGCCUUUGUGGUUUUCAAAUAGACUCUAUAAGGACCCGCUUUUAGGUGGAACUCCUUCAGCUCCUUCAUUGCCUGGAACCUUCCCUUCAGUAGAAAUGUGAGCUGUCCCCAGCCAAGAGUUAGGGUUCUUCCUCUUGUGGUCUGGCCAGCUGUCAAAGAAGAAUUCUACUCUUGGUAUUUUGACUGCAACAUGAAGAGAUCAAUCACUUCCUUGGCCCAGCCGGCUGUUCCAUCUCUGCUAGCUUUUAUUAGCCAAGAGGGGCAAGGAUCCAGUACAGAGGUGGUUGCGCGAACCCGUCCAAGCACCUUGUCAGCUUGAGGAUGUUGACUGGGUGCUUGGACAGGUCUGCGCAACCAUCUCUGUACUGGAUGCUUGCCCCUCUUGGCUAAUAAAAGCUAGCAGAGAUGGAACAGCCGGCUGGGCCAAGGAAGUGAUUAAUGCCUUUUUGCGAGAGGGAGUGGUCCCGGGCCGUCUGAAAGAGGCGGUAGUGAGCCCACUCCCGAAGAAAACUUCCUUGGACCCGGAAAAUCUUAGUAACUACAGGCCAGUGGCAAAUGUUCCAUCCCUGGGCAAGGUCCUUGAGCAGGUGGUUGUGGGCCAGCUCCAGACACUCUUGGAUGAGACUGAUUAUCUGGAUCCAUUUCAGUUGGGUUUCAGGCCUGGUUUUGGCACGGAAACAGCCUUGGUCACCCUGUAUGAUGACCUAUGUCGGGAGAGAGACAGGGGGAGUGUGACUCUGUUGAUUCUCCCUGAUCUCUCAGCG
This is a messenger RNA of Elgaria multicarinata webbii, 3145 nucleotides long. Its product is annotated as cytochrome P450 2A4-like. The transcript has 10 exons. Bases 179 to 1660 code for a protein of 493 amino acids. Gene Ontology annotation, biological process: xenobiotic metabolic process; epoxygenase P450 pathway. The record is from RefSeq and is a predicted model, not a curated record. Gene Ontology annotation, molecular function: heme binding; iron ion binding; oxidoreductase activity, acting on paired donors, with incorporation or reduction of molecular oxygen, reduced flavin or flavoprotein as one donor, and incorporation of one atom of oxygen. Gene Ontology annotation, cellular component: intracellular membrane-bounded organelle; cytoplasm. Lineage: Eukaryota; Metazoa; Chordata; Lepidosauria; Squamata; Anguidae.